AACAUCAUUACUUAAAAUCCUCGACUUAUUUCAGCUGAGCGUAGAGUUUGUGUAACAAUGGCCGAAGAAGUGAUUCUGUUGGAUUUCUGGCCGAGCAUGUUUGGCAUGAGGGUGAGGAUCGCAUUGGCGGAGAAAGGGGUGAAGUAUGAAUACAAAGAGGAGGAUUUGAAGAACAAGAGCCCUUUGCUUUUGCAAAUGAACCCCAUUCAUAAGAAGAUUCCGGUUCUUGUUCACAAUGGCAAACCCGUCUGUGAAUCUUCCAUCAUUGUUCAGUACAUUGAUGAGGUGUGGAAGGAUAAAGCUCCUUUGUUGCCCUCUGAUCCUUACAAGCGAGCUCAAGCUCGGUUUUGGAUUGAUUUCAUUGACAAGAAGUUAUUUGAUGUUGGGAGGAAGACAUGGAACACAACAGGUGAAGCACAGGAGAACGCAAAGAAGGAAUUCAUUGAAAUAAUAAAGACCUUGGAAGAGCAGCUGGGAGACAAGCCUUACUUCGGAGGUGAAACCUUCGGCUACGUCGACAUAUCGUUGAUCCCUGUUUACUGUUGGCUUCACGCAUACGAGACACAUGCCAAGUUCAGCGUAGAGGCAGAUUGCCCCAAAUUCACUGCCUGGGCUAAGAGAUGUAUGCAGAAGGAAAGCGUUUCCAAGUCGCUCCCUGAUCAGAAGAAAGUGCUAGGGUUUGUUGCAGAAUUGAGGAAAAGGUUUGGGUUGGAAUAGUUGAAAUUUCACAAAGAACAAAAUUAUAUAUACAAAUAAAUGUUACAAAAUUAUCUUUAUAAAUUGAGGUUGUAGUUUGUGAUUGGAUAAUAUGAUUAUUUAUUUUUUCUUUCA
Mangifera indica (mango) is the source of this 831-nucleotide messenger RNA. RefSeq names its product probable glutathione S-transferase. The transcript is spliced from 2 exons. Gene Ontology annotation, cellular component: cytoplasm. Gene Ontology annotation, biological process: glutathione metabolic process. NCBI's taxonomy places the organism in Eukaryota, Viridiplantae, Streptophyta, Magnoliopsida, Sapindales, Anacardiaceae. Gene Ontology annotation, molecular function: glutathione transferase activity. The record is from RefSeq and is a predicted model, not a curated record. The coding region runs from base 58 to 717 and encodes 219 amino acids.